This is a messenger RNA of Echinostoma caproni, 1173 nucleotides long. Lineage: Eukaryota; Metazoa; Platyhelminthes; Trematoda; Plagiorchiida; Echinostomatidae. The record is from the annotation of a GenBank genome assembly.
AUGAUUGUUUGUAACAUUGGACGAGCUUUGUGGUUCUGUUUGCUAUGUGUCGCCUCUGUUGCUCUCGUACCCAAAUCAACCGAACACAUUACCCGCGCGGGGAUCUAUUAUUUGCUCGAUGACCGGCUGGAAUAUGUGCACAACUAUUCCCGAUGUGAUCUGCUCCAGGAUGCGCUGAAUCGGUUCGCGGAACGACUGGAUCAAGUGAGCACUGAUUUGGGUUAUGAGAAUGACAAAGUGAAAGAACUGUCCAGCUUGACCAAGAUGCAAAUCCACAUUAAUUCGGGAUGCGAUGAAUCUGCCCAAUUGUUGUGGCCCACAGAGUUCAUGAGGGAGGAAUAUGUUGUGGACGUUAGUCACGGGGUGAUCAAUAUCGUCGCCGAGCAAAUAUGGGGCAUACUGCACGCACUGGAAACCGUACAGCAACUGAUUUUCCUGAACCGCUUCCGAAUGCGAAUAAUUCAAUCUCAGCUGAUUCUGGAUGAACCACGUUUCGCGCAUCGCGGCUACCUGAUAGAUACAUCUAGACAUUAUUUGCAAACCGAACUGAUUUUGAACUUCCUGGAUGCAAUGUCCAUGGUCAAAAUGAAUGUUCUUCACUGGCACAUUGUGGACGACACCUCGUUCCCGUACUACUCGCACACAUUUCCAAAUCUGACUCUAAAGGGAGCAUACCACCCGUUUGCCUAUAUCUAUACACGAGAAGAUGUGCUACGCGUAAUCCAACAUGCCCGAAGCCGUGGAAUCCGCGUGAUGUCAGAAUUCGACACACCGGGACACACACAAUGUUGGGGCCUCGGUCAUCCGGAACUUCUUACACAGUGUUUCGAUAAUCAUGGAAACCCAACAAACGAGUUGGGGCCGAUAGAUCCAACUCGAAAUUCGUCAUACGAAUUCAUGGAGCAGCUGAUGAAUGAAGUGAAACAGACGUUUCCGGAUAAUUUUGUUCAUCUAGGUGGGGACGAAGUGGACUUCAGUUGCUGCUGUUGGUAUCUGAACUACAUUCAAUAUGGAAAUGAUUGGAUUGCGCAAUACAACUGUGACCCGACAGAGUUUGGAGGUUCAAUUGACUUUACAGGUACACCCGAGGAGAUUUCUCGUGUUCUUGGAGGAGAAGCUGCUAUGUGGGGCGAAUACGUAGAUGAUACAAACAUAUUUAGCCGAUCCUGGUGA